GUUGUCGAUUGUGCCACGUUUUAUUUUGAUGCUGCAAAGCGGAACAGAUGUUUGCUUUAACCGCUUCCACUUAGUUUGCUGGCUGGGUACCGAUAGUCAGUGCACCUUGUCGCGUCUCUCACCGGCCGUGGGUCCCCCCAGCGCCGCUGAAGAGGACUCUGAUGCGCCGCGACUGGACUGAGGCAGAGUGGCCGGACCCGACGCGUCUUCCCCGCCAGGUCUCUGGAGCACUGAAGGCUCCACAGCCGGAUUCCAGCAGCUUCCCUUUAUUUGCCAAGGUGAGGAAGAGCAGGAGGAGGCGGAGAGGAGAGAGACAGACAGCAGCACUACCUUGGCGCAUUGGAGUUUAUGGAUUAUUGAGAAACGCGGAUCAAAUAUUCAUAAGGAUUUUUUAAAAAAAUAAAAAACAACAGAAAAACGCAGAGUGAGAUAGUGAGGGAGAUUCCCCGGAGUGAUUCACCUGCAGCUCAAGAAAACACCGACCCCGGAGCGCAGGAGCACCGCUGAUUUUUCCUCCAGCGUGUGCGCUCAGCGUGUUGGAGUGCGCGUUUGGAAAGGAGCCCCCCUUGCUGCGGUACUUUCCCUCCGCACGGACGGAGCGAUGCCACCGAGUUGCUGACGGACACCCGGCAGGCUCUCCGCACCCCUCCUCCUCCUCCCCUCCUCGUGCACGGACGGACGCGUCGACCCCCUGCGAUCCCCACUAAUAUGCAAUGGUUUUUUGUGCAGAAGCAGACAGCCGCCGCGUACAGCCGACUCCACGCUAGCGCCGCCGCAUGCCUGACCGUCGCUGCCGCUCCUCUCCCCGCGCCGCGCGGCAGACGACGCCAUCUGAACAGGAGCGCUCGGGGGCUUUUCGCGCCGCGGCGGCCGGGCGGCGGCAGCAGCAGCAGCAGCAGCAGCAGCAGCAGCGACCCCUCCUCCGCAGCUGAGGACCACCGGCCGCUGGGGCAGCGGGAGACGGGGACCGGGGAGACAACCGCCGCAGCGGUCGCAGUUUUCCAGCCGCACGGGGGCGACGUCGACGCGGAAUUCGUGCGGCUGGUGGUCGCCGAGCUUGCGGGGAAAGCCGGCGAGGAGCCGGGCUUCCUGCUCUUACUUUUGUCUAUGGUGCAGAUCGGGGGGACUGAGCCCGACAGCUGGCCGGUUCUGCUGGCAUGCAAACAGGGGGGUGCAUCAGCCCCCAUGCGGUGGGUGAAUUUUAGGCUGCCGCAUCCGGAGCGCCUCUCCUUCUCUUCCUCCUCUAGCCCCUCUUCGUCUUCCUCCUCCUCCUCCUCCUCCUCCCCCGUCUCGGCCAAAUCCAUGCGGUUUAUUUGGAACAACAUUUUCAGCAAAGGAUCGCAUAUGCUGCAGUGUCUUUGUGGCAAGAGCCUCAAGAAAACCAAGAACCCAACUGAACCACAGCUGAAGGGCAUAGUGACCAGGUUGUUCUGCAGGCAAGGCUUCUAUCUCCAGAUGGGCCAGGAUGGAAGUCUAGACGGGACCAAAGAUGACAGCACCAAUUCCUCUCUGUUUAACCUAAUUCCGGUGGGUCUGAGAGUCGUGGCCAUCCAAUCAGUCAAGACCGGUCUCUACAUUGCCAUGAACGGAGAGGGUCACCUUUACUCCUCGGAGCUGUUUACGCCUGAAUGCAAGUUUAAAGAGUCGGUGUUUGAGAACUACUACGUGAUCUACAGCUCCAUGCUCUACAGGCAGAAGGAGUCGGGCCGAGCCUGGUUUCUGGGCCUCAAUAAAGAGGGGCAGAUCAUGAAGGGCAACAGGGUGAAGAAGACGAAACCAGCGGCACACUUCCUACCCAAGCCCAUAGAAGUCGCGAUGUACCGUGAGCCGUCAUUGCACGAUGUAGGAGAGGCGGUGCCUAAACUCGCAGGGGGCCCGCCUUCCAAAAGCACAACCUGUGAGCCCGUGGUCAUGAACGGCGGCAAACCAGUCAGCAAACCCAGUAAGGAGGAGACAUAACCCCACCUCUCAGUUUUAGCCUACCCCCCCUACCCCCCCCCACCCGCCCGGCCCGGCUGACUGGAAGCCAGGAAGGACUACAGACUUGCCCUGCUGCUGCGCUCUCAAAAAAACUAACAAAAAAAACCCACAACUGCUAGAAAAGGUAAUGAUACAGACAAAGAGCGAUAAGCUCUGAGGGGACGGCGAUGGGGGCUGGACGUCCUGCCUCACCUGUGGGGCGGCGCUCCUGUUGGCGGCGGGGAACGAAGAACGGCGGGUCAGGCUGCUGAACUGGGCGAACUGGGACAGUGACGUACGUUCUCAGACUGAGGACAUCUGAAUAAUCUCAACAACGCUCCAUCCUCACGUGCUUAUUUCUUUUUUUUCUUUUUUUUUUUAGCGAGGCUCCCGCUCUCCCACCGCUGGUAGUUUUCCGUUGCUCGCUCGCUCGCUCCGGGCCGCAGACACACAUCCACACGAGCGCCACUCCACCCCACUCCAAAUCGACCGCUUGGACUCGAUCUUUAAGUACAUUAAAAGCAUCAGCAAACACCGAAGGAAGAGGGGUUUUAAAUACCAAACGGUGGUGAUUCAGGGGAAGCUUAGUCAUCAAUCAAUUAGGAUCUGGAACAGGAUGUUCUGUGCUCAAACUACAUGAAAAUGCAUCAGGAAACGGCACGUCACACGUACGGUCUGACCUCUCCCUCGCCAUACGUCGCAUCAAGGAGAAGCUGGCGCGAAUACACAGCUCAGAGAAGAUGAAUUAGGUCCGAUUUAUAACGAAUUCCCAAUUUGUAGCAACAAGGAGUGUAUGUGAAGUUUGCAGGUGCUGCAGCACCUCGGUAGCAGUCCGUGUUUACAUAGGGUAGCAGAUUCAGAUUGACGACACGAUCAGCCACGAGGACCUUUGUAGGGUUUUUUUUUUUUUUCCUUUUCUCGUUGCCUUCCCAAAUACUUGAAAACAAAAGAAGAAACAGGGUAUUAGAGCGUGGCUAGAGCCUCUGCACCAAACUGGGACCAUUGUAAUCCAGGUAUACAGUCCAGGAUUUUUAGAGUAUAAAUAAAUGCGACUAAUUUAGAGGACCUAAAGUGUUAUAAGCUGAUACCUGUGAAGUAGCAUUUAUAAGAUGAUCUCAGACUGUUACCAGUGAGUCGGGUUUUUGGCGUAAAAACCACUUUAAACUGGGCGUACGUUCUCCUUUUAGCCCAGUUUUUCUGAUUGUUUUAAGGUGCUUGUCACGUCGCCCCUUUUGCCGUUUUCUACCUUUGUUUCAUACCGACUUUAUCUGUCAUAAAUAUUGCUCUGUCUGCCGCAGGAUGCUUCAAACCUACCUUUAAUAUGUCGCGUAAUUCCCUUAUGCCUGCAUAAACUUCACGUUUAGUUCAAUAUUUACAAUUAAAGCUCAAAAUUAAAAAUCAAAUGUAAAAAUGUUUAUAAUUCUUCAUUCAUGCCCCUAUAUUCAUCUUGAAUUUGUGGUUUCAAGUCAGAGGCUUCCCCAGAUGUUUAGCUUCAUAUUUACAUAAAAUAACAUUAUUUUGAAUUUGAAAAUUGAUGAAGUGUUUAAUUUUUCAUUAAUACUUUUAUAAUCAUCUAUUUUCUAGCUUCUUUGGUUAGAGGCUUCUACAGACAUUUAGCCAGUAACAAAAGAAACAACAACACAAUUUUAAACUAAACGAUGAAAAAGUAUAAAUAGAAAAUCAGUAAACAUACUUCUUGAGUUUUAAAUAUUUAGAAUAGUUAAAUUAAAAACUAAAUUUUAAAAUGAAGCAGGUUAAAUUUAUCUGUAGUUUGUUACUUCACUCUCCUUCAGAUGUUUAGGUACCAUUUAAAAUAGAUACACAAUAUUAAAUUCAAUAAUUGAACACGUCGUUAAUUGUACUUCUUUAUUCAGAGGCUUCUUUAAGCCAUUUAAUAUGUUCAUAUUAUACGAAAAAUGCAAUAUUAGAUCUAAAAUGAGUCUUUAAUUUUUCUUCAAUAGUUUAAUUGGUGCUUCAUCAGUUAGUGGUUGUUAUAAAUUAGCUUUUUUAAAUC
Fundulus heteroclitus (mummichog) is the source of this 3973-nucleotide messenger RNA. Its product is annotated as fibroblast growth factor 14. The coding region runs from base 709 to 1959 and encodes 416 amino acids. Gene Ontology annotation, molecular function: fibroblast growth factor receptor binding; growth factor activity. The record is from RefSeq and is a predicted model, not a curated record. The transcript has 5 exons. Gene Ontology annotation, cellular component: cytoplasm. Gene Ontology annotation, biological process: animal organ morphogenesis; positive regulation of cell population proliferation; fibroblast growth factor receptor signaling pathway. NCBI's taxonomy places the organism in Eukaryota, Metazoa, Chordata, Actinopteri, Cyprinodontiformes, Fundulidae.